ACAAACACCGAAAGCCUAUUUUAUAAUUUCACUUUUUUGACUAUUUUUCCUUUUUUCUUUUCACCUGAAAAUGUUUCCUAAUUUUCCAUCAUUUUAUCAAUUCGCAUUCCAUUUUGAUCCGCUGAGAGAAAAUCCGCCGUCGAUUUUCAGAUAUGUCAAGAAUGCACAUGGAAGGAUUUGACAGGCAUGUCUUAUUGCUUGUUUCCAAGAUAUUUAGCUUGAUGUGUUUGAGAUGGAGCAUGCAUUUUUUGGCUUGGGGAUCCAUUCUUUAAGUUCGCAGCAAAUUUCAUAUUGGAGAAGAAGCAAUAAAGCCAGACAACGACCUCUAAGGGUUGUUAUCCUGAUACACAAAAGUUCAGAACAAUGGAGCAAGUGGAAGUGAUUAAACCAGAUGUUGAAAAGAGAGUAGAAAGAAUCUUGAAGCUCAUCAAGAGGAAAAGCAGGAAAAGGGAGCCAGAACUUAUUGGGCAUGUUGAGGAGUUUUACAGACAGUACCAGUCACUCUCUGCGCAAUAUGAACAUCUUAAACGAGAGUCCGUAGAGAAAGUUCUCAAAGGAAAAGGAAAAGGAAACGAAAGUCAUCCCUAUUAUUCAUCCGGCUCGGACUCAGAAUAUUACUCCCCUACGGAUAGAGAAAAUGACACUGACACAACAUUUGAUAAUGAUAGAAGAUUCCAUAGAUGGAUGGCAGAUAACAUCAAGGAAGAACUUAAUCGUGCAUAUGAAGAAGAUGCUGACUUGAAGCACCAAUUGGCCUCUAAGACCGAAGAGAGCGAAGCUUUAGCUUCAGGUCGUCUGUCUGCUUCAAGUAAAACAGAAGAAAUAGAAACCAUCAACAAAGAUGAGCCUAAAAGAGAUUCUGAAGUUGGGAUUGAUGGUAAGACAGCUGAAACUAAACAGCAAGGAGAGACAAAUACCGCAAUGUAUGUGCCGGUUUGGGAGGAAGGAGAUGAAGUAACUAAACUCAUGAAGCAACUCAAAGAAAAUGAAAAGAACCUAACAUCUAGAAUCAACAAUUCAAUGGCACAGGUCUGCAAUCUGAAAAAGGAAGUGGACUAUUUACGUGCUCAACAAUGUGAAGCCAGAGGAAAUGUAAUGAAGCCGGAAUUAGAGGUUCAAGUGAAAACUCUGAAAGAGGAAAACCAAGGCUUACAGGUGCAGGUGAUCGACUUGGAAUCGGAGGUUGAUGCUCUACGCAAACAGAAAAUUACAUCCAAAGAUGAAUUGAGGAGUAAUGUUCAUGAAAUCAAUCGAUUGAAAGAGGAAAAUGCUCACCUGAAUUCAAGAAUUCUAGGACUGGAAGCACUAUUUAGAGAGAGGAGACUUGAGGACUGCCAAACUAAAAGGGAAAAACAAACAACUCAGAUGAGUACAGAGGUUAAGUUGGAUCAUGUGACGGAGAAAAACCAAGUGGAGUUACAGAUUGCAGACCAACAGAGAAUGAUGAAAGAAAUAGAAGAACAUACUAGGAAAACCAUGGAACGUAACCCAAAGCUUAUCAAACAAUUAUCUGCAGGAAACAAGUUAAAUUACAUAGAAAGAAAGAUGGGGAAUUUAGCACAAGAAUUCUACCAGAAACUCAAUGAUAACAUCCGUCUUCUGUGCUUAAGGAUCGCGGUUGCUGAAAAAACACAUUACGAAAACAAAGAGAAUUACAAGAACAUAAAAGAAAGUUUAGAGCAAGAAAACAAAGAACUGAAACAAAAGCUUGUUACUUGUGAAACUGAGUUGACGAAGCUGAUAGAUAAUGCAGAAAAGAAAAGGGAAAAUGACAAGGUAUCGAAUUCAGAAGGACAAAAGUUGAAGCUAUUGAAAGCUGUGAGUGUGCUUGAGAAAAAAGUGGGAGAAUUGGAGAAGAUUAAUAAAGAAAAAGAUGCGACAUUGUUGAGUCGAGAAGAAGAAAAGAGGGAAGCCAUAAGGCAGCUUUGUUUGUUGAUUGAUUAUCAUCGUACCAACUGUGAUUAUCUCAAGGAAUUGGUCUCAAAGUUGACUGUUAGAAUCAAGAAAAAGAUAUGAACUUUUUAAAAUUUAAGAUUUUUUCUUCUUCUUUUCAAAUGUUUAAAUUCAUUCUUUUUUAGAGGAAAGUAACACUGUCUGAACUGUCACCAGUACAUUGUUUCCAUCUAAUAAGUCUAUUUACUUUAUUCA
Molecule: messenger RNA, 2148 nt
Organism: Gossypium raimondii (Peruvian cotton)
Lineage: Eukaryota; Viridiplantae; Streptophyta; Magnoliopsida; Malvales; Malvaceae
Product: COP1-interactive protein 1
Exons: 4
Coding region: 364-2016 (550 amino acids)
Molecular function (GO): actin binding
Source: RefSeq, a predicted model, not a curated record